UGGCAUUGCGCAUUUUCAUUCCAACCGCCGAGGGCAGCAGAGCCACCAAAAACCAAAGAGUACACGCACAAAACGAUGCAGCAGAGACUAGUGAUUGUGGGUCUGAUCGGGCUGGCGCUGGUGGGCAUGUGCCACGCCCAGGGACGCAUCAUGGGCGGGGCGGAGGCGGACCCCACGGCCACGCCCUUCGCCGCCUCCCUGCGGGUGGACAACGCCCACGCGUGCGGCGGAUGCAUUCUCUCCCAGACCAAGAUCCUGACCACCGCCCACUGCGUCUACCGCGAUGGAAAGCUAAUCGAUGCCAGUCGCCUGUCGGUGCGCGUGGGCAGCACCAACCAGUAUGCCGGUGGCAAGAUAGUCUUUGUGGAGUCGGUUGCCGUGCAUCCGGACUACUAUAACCUGGACAACAACCUGGCCGUGAUCACGCUGAGCUCGGCGCUGGCCUACACCGAACGGAUCAACGCCAUCCCGGUGGUCGCCAGCGGGGAGGCGCUGCCCGCCGAGGGAUCGGAGGUGAGCGUGGCCGGCUGGGGUCGCACCAGCGACGGCACCACCUCGUACAAGAUCCGUGAGACGACGCUGACGGUGGCCUCGGAGGCGACCUGCCUGGAUGCGUACAGCGAGCACGGCGAGCAGAGCUUCUGCCUGGCCCACGAGCUGAAGGAGGGCACCUGCAACGGAGAUGGAGGCAGUGGCGCCGUGUACGGCGACACGUUGAUCGGACUGACGAACUUUGUGGUGGGCGCCUGCGGCUCCCGCUAUCCGGAUGUGUUUGUGCGACUCUCCAGCUACGCGGAUUGGAUCCAGGAGCAGAUCGCCUAGGUCAUAGCACUUCCCUUUUUGCCUUUUGCCUUUUGCGAGCUAUCAAAAUAAUAACUAUUUUCCGAAACUCAAUGCGGGAAACUCAAAUUCCCCCAAUGGCAA
Drosophila teissieri is the source of this 924-nucleotide messenger RNA. RefSeq names its product trypsin beta. Gene Ontology annotation, biological process: proteolysis. Lineage: Eukaryota; Metazoa; Arthropoda; Insecta; Diptera; Drosophilidae. Bases 76 to 822 code for a protein of 248 amino acids. The record is from RefSeq and is a predicted model, not a curated record. The transcript is spliced from 2 exons. Gene Ontology annotation, molecular function: serine-type endopeptidase activity.